GUGCACCCCGACAGCUUUACAGUGACACCUCAAGCUGUUCCUGGCUGAGAGCCACACCAUUCAGUACUAUCACGAUCCUCCGAACUAGCUGGACCGGGGACAACCCAGCCAUAAUGUCGGAAUUCGUGGAGAGUGUCAAGUUUAAAGUCUUGGAUAUUAUUGCCCAGGUCCAGGCAAUAUGCUGCCAACCCUCGUCAACCCUGAAAAUCAAUGGGAGGACUUUUAACAUCGUCAAAGUACUCGGCGAAGGCGGUUUCUCUUUCGUUUAUUUAGCCCAGGACACGUCAAGUGGGAGACAAUUCGCUUUGAAGAAGAUUCGUUGUCCAACUGGGAAUGAGGGAGUGAAAGAAGUGAUGAGAGAAAUAGAGGCGUACAGAAGGUUCAGGCAUAGGAACAUCAUCCGUAUAUUCGACUCUUCUGUUGAACAAGACCGCGAUGGAGAGGGGAAAAUUGUCUAUCUAUUCUUACCUUUCUAUCAGAGGGGGAAUUUGCAAGACAUCAUCAACUCCAAUGCCAUCACGGGAGCACGGCUCCCGGAAAAACAAAUGUUAAAGCUCUUUCGAGGCGCAUGUCUCGGACUCCGUGCUAUGCAUGACUUCAGGGUGAAACCAAAAGCCACCGUAAAUUCCAGUCCUGAUGCUGCGUCAAGAGAUCUACUCCAAGAAUCUGCUCGCUCAGGUCUCGCCCCACCCAGUCGUGAACCCUCUCCCGCCCCCGACAUGCGGCGCGAAAUUCAUCAUGAUGUGGACCAUGAAAAUGAUGACCACAAUGAAAGACAUAAGCUUCUGGAACAGCAUCCAAGAGAUGACGAUCCAUAUGACGACGAAGGAUCAGAAUCUAAAGGUUAUGCUCUCUUGGCGACGAAAUCGCGUGGUGGCCAGACCAAAGCAAAUGUGUUAUUUGACGGGGAUGACGAGUUGUCGAAAAUCACGGAGGAUGCCGGAGCUGACGCUGCAUCUGGUGCAGAAGGGAUACAUACCCCAUACGCUCAUCGUGAUGCGAAGCCAGCAAAUAUCAUGAUCGAUGAUGAGGGCGAGGCUAUCCUCAUGGAUUUUGGUAGCACUGUGCGUGCUCGUGUGGAGUGCAAGACACGUCAGCAGGCAUUGAUUCAGCAGGACAUGGCAGCUGAACACAGCACAAUGCCAUAUCGGGCACCGGAGUUGUUCGAUGUAAAAACCGGGGUAACCCUUGACGAAAAAGUAGAUAUUUGGUCAAUGGGAUGCACCUUAUUUGCUCUUGCUUACUCCCAUUCGCCGUUUGAGAAUACUCAAACUAUGGAGCAAGGUGGAUCAAUUGCCAUGGCGGUCAUGAGUGCUGCAUACAAGCAUCCUACAAACUCACCGUAUUCUGAUGGCGUAAAGAAGCUAAUUGAUAUGUGCCUUGUCGUUGACCCAAAGGGGAGACCAGAUAUACAUCAGCUUAUUGGCGCAACGGACGAGGCGCUGAAUUAGUGCCUUCACUUCCCCUAGCCAAUGGCUAAUAACUCCCUCCAUCACUAUACCAAUGGACAUCAUCGCUUCAUUUAAUCUAAUCAUUAUUUGUAGUUAGUGUACAUGCUAAUAAAAUUUCACUGGAUAGUAGUCUCUUGCGCGGACGCAUUUACGGGACUAGCUUGCGGGGCUUCUAAUUUUUGUUUGCUUUGUGAAUGCCUGCGAUCCACAAGGAAAG
Messenger RNA from Cantharellus anzutake, 1668 nucleotides. Its product is annotated as other/NAK protein kinase. The record is from RefSeq and is a predicted model, not a curated record. Gene Ontology annotation, molecular function: ATP binding; protein serine/threonine kinase activity. Gene Ontology annotation, biological process: protein phosphorylation; regulation of vacuole fusion, non-autophagic; vacuolar protein processing. Bases 114 to 1451 code for a protein of 445 amino acids. The transcript has 11 exons. NCBI's taxonomy places the organism in Eukaryota, Fungi, Basidiomycota, Agaricomycetes, Cantharellales, Hydnaceae. Gene Ontology annotation, cellular component: Golgi apparatus; cytoplasm.